AACAGUAAAUUUAUUGUUGAACUGUUUUUUUUUUUGUUUCUUGAAUGCUUCCUCAUCUUUUAUUCUUUUGGUGAAUCCUACAGAAUACACAGUUGAAGGGGGGCCGUUUCUUGAUAGCUAACUCGUCGUAAAGAGCAAUGGAUGACCAAGACGGCAGGUUAUCGCCUCCAUACUCGAGGAACUAUCCAGGCGCUGGAGAACCUCAGUUUCGUUCAAGUCUGCGUUCAGAAGCGAACAGCUCCAUAUCAUCUUAUAGAGAUUUCCCUAAUGCAAGAAAGUAUAUGGCAGAGGGRCUUGCCACACCAAAAGGGACUAUACCACAAGCAAAUAGUAGAGCUGUAAUCUCAGCUCUUAAAGGGCUCCAGGAGAAAAUAAGAAAACUUGAGUUGGAAAGRACUGAUGCUGAAGAUAACCUGAAAAGACUUGCUAAAGAAUCCAAACAUUACAAAGAUAUUUUACAAAAAGAACAUUAUGCCAAGACAGCUACACAGGGUAUUAUAAGCCAACAGAAUGAAGAUCUCCAGGAAAACCUCCAAGCUGCUGAAGCAAGGUGUACGUUACUUGAGAAACAGCUUGACUACAUGCGUAAAAUGGUCCAGACAGCUGAAAUGGACCGGGAUAAUGCUGUACAGAGAUCAGCCAUGUUGACCCAACAAGUCAGCCACCAGGCAACAGAAGACUUUAAAGGACAGCUAGGGAAAUUGACAGGGCUUGAGCGUGACCACAUGAAAUUAACAGCAUCACAUUCUCUAGCUGAGAAUAAAAUWAGGGAAUUAGAAGAAAGACUUAGGAGUGAGGCACAUCAUAGAAAGCUUUUGCAAGAAAAAACAGCACAGCUUCAAACAGAAUCAGAAAAAAAUCGGAUUCUUUUGGAAACAGCCACAUCACCACCGAGACCCAAAAAGAAGAAGAAGAAGAAG
This is a messenger RNA of Exaiptasia diaphana, 920 nucleotides long. Its product is annotated as centrosomal protein of 57 kDa. Gene Ontology annotation, cellular component: centrosome. NCBI's taxonomy places the organism in Eukaryota, Metazoa, Cnidaria, Anthozoa, Actiniaria, Aiptasiidae. Gene Ontology annotation, molecular function: identical protein binding; gamma-tubulin binding; microtubule binding. The record is from RefSeq and is a predicted model, not a curated record.